Molecule: messenger RNA, 324 nt
Organism: Arabis nemorensis
Lineage: Eukaryota; Viridiplantae; Streptophyta; Magnoliopsida; Brassicales; Brassicaceae
Source: the annotation of a GenBank genome assembly
AUGUCUCACAGUCAUGGAAACGCUUCGUCGGCGAACGAUCCACGUCAACCUUCGAUGGCGAAACCUUACACUCCGCGACCAGUUGCGCCGGAGGAUCUUCCCGUUGACUACUCUGGAUUCAUCGCCGUUAUCCUCGGCGUAACCGGCGUUAUGUUCAGGUACAAGAUCUGUUCGUGGCUUGCAAUUAUAUUCUGUGCACAGUCUUUGGCCAACAUGAGGAACUUGGAGAAUGAUUUGAAGCAGAUCUCCAUGGCUAUGAUGUUUGCUAUAAUGGGAUUGGUCACAAACUACUUAGGUCCUAACAGACCCGCAACAAAGAAAUAA